AUCUCUCUCUCUCUCUCUCUCUCUCUCUGACUGACUGAAACUUGCAGUGUGAUCUGAACAAAAGCUUCAGUGCCAUCUUGCGUCUCCUCCUCGGUCAAAACACCCACACACAUCCGUCUCUUGUUCAUCCUGCAGCCAGACAGCUCUUCAGGUUUCUUGGCUGCUGCUGUGCUGCCUCCAGCCUUGCUCACAUUGAUGAUUGGUGAUCCAAACAUCUUCACCACUGACAGACAUGGGGUGUGGUGCAUCAAUACCUAAUAAAUGCAAGGUUGGGGGGAAGGGGAAAAAGCGCAGGAGCAUCAUGCAGGAGGUCGCCGUUUUCGUACCGACAAUCCGCAUUCCGGUGGAUAGUGAAAUUGUGCAUCCACUCAGGGGACUAGUAUCCAAGGAACUCGUCGACCGCCUCUCCAAGUUCCGGGACCGUGUUGUUGCGCUGUCUGAAGAAAUCUAUUGCGCAGAUGUUUCGGAUGUUUCAGAGUUACAACAUGCCCUUGAGGAGUACUUGCCGGUUGUUCUUGGUUUAACAAUGAAAGAAAGCCGUCUUGAAGCAUCAGUAGAAUUCAGAUGGAGGACCUUAGAUGAUGACCAGGAGUGUUGUCUUUCGAGUGCAUGGUAUGAGGUUCUGUCGGUCGUCCACAUGAUGGCGAUGCUUGCAUUGUUUGAGGCCAACCUGAUACUCAUUCCGAAGAACGGCCAAGUUGGAGGUGAAAGGAAGGUAUCAGAAGAUGCAAAGAAGGAUGUCGUCGAUUCUUUGCUCAGGGCAUCAGGAUGUUUAGACUACUGUGUGCAUCGUAUAUUUGUUCAGAUACCAGAACAAGUCAAGAAAAGUUUUCCUAAUUAUUUGAGAGAAGGUAUGCUUGAAGCCAUUUCAAUUCAAGCAUUGGCUCAGUGUGUAGAAAUACAACUUGGAUUGGCUUCAGAGUGUGAGAAGGCAACGUUGUCAGUAAAGAGGAGGUUGGCCUGUGAGCUAGUCAGUUAUUUUUCACAGGCUCACUAUUGUCUGUCAGGAUGCGACACGAGCGACUCCUACGGAAAGAAGCUUCUCCUGUUUCUGAAGUGGAAAUGCAUGGAAGCCAAGGCAGUAGCAUACUACUACCAUGGCCUUGUUCUUGACAAGGGCAACGAGGCGAGCAACCAUAUCAGCGCAGUCUGCUGCCUCUCUGCAGCUGAUGAUAUUGUUGCAGAGAGCAAGAGGGCUUGUUUAAGCUUUUGCUUGGCAAACCCCAUCACAAGGGUACCUCCACCCUGGGGUAUCAUGAGGAAUAUGCACAAGAAAAUUCCAGAUGCCGCGUGCAAGAGAUUCCAGAUGUAUGGAUAUCUUUUUGAACAAGACAAGAAUAGUGCACUUCAAUCCUUACCAGAUCUACCAGAAUUUGCGCUGUCGCUGAGACCUGAAGGGUAUGAACUGCCAAGCACCGAUUCAAUCUGGGACAAUGUUGAUAGCCAACCUCAGGUUCAGAGUCUCAAGGAGCAUCUGGAUGAUGAAGACGAAGUGGAAACAAAAUGAUACUUCAGGCACCCAAAAUGCUUCCUUUUAUUGUACCAUGGAAAGUAGCAUUAGUACUAGUUGACACAUCAAAAUGCUCAGUUCAAAAGUCUUUGGAUUCAGCAUGUGGCAGAGAGCCAAAAAAAAUCAGAAUCUGUACCUGUGUAGUUGAAAGUAUCUAUCACUGAUUAUAAACAGAAUCAACAAUAAUAGGAAAGAAGGGUUGUUUCUUA
Molecule: messenger RNA, 1719 nt
Organism: Oryza brachyantha (malo sina)
Lineage: Eukaryota; Viridiplantae; Streptophyta; Magnoliopsida; Poales; Poaceae
Exons: 13
Coding region: 233-1507 (424 amino acids)
Source: RefSeq, a predicted model, not a curated record